GGCAAUGUUUUGAUUAUAAAUUGAAAACGCUCCUACACCUUGCCUCAUCGUCGUCCUACCUACGAGUACAACGACGCAGCCAAAUUACUUAGUACUUACCAACAACAGGCGUUCGUUUACUCGUCAUGGUUACCGUUCGCGAUUCGUAAUGAUAAUUCGACAACAUUCUGCUAUCUAGCGAGCUCGAGCUACGAAGUAUUUACGUAUUCGUAUACACGAGUACUACUUACGUAUAGUUUCGACGAUUUGUUGCUCGUAGUCGUAGUUUUUUUUUUAUUUGUUUUGUACUUAUUACACGAGAUACCUAACUCGAUAAAUCGUCGUCGUCUGUUGUGUUUGUUACGUUGUUGUACCUAGUUCCUGGUGUGCUCGUCGUGUUUUGGUGCCCUAGUUGCCCCAACAAGUGUUUGUGUUUUGGUGUCUUUUUGAAAAAAAAAAUUAAAUUGGUGUGUCUGCAGCAUCAUGAGUAAAGCUGUGUCGAGAACUGAGACGACCACUGAGACCAAUCAUACGGUCACUGUUGAGCUUAAGACUUCAGGUAUUCGUAGAGAUGACGAUCCGAACGCCAAAGAAAACCUAAAAGGAUUCAUUCCGUUACUAGUCCUAGCUCUUAUUUUGGGUCUACUGCCCGUAUUAUUAAUCAUCUACUGGACCUUCAACUACGCCGGAGGCUUAGGAUUCACCGUCCGAAAUGUGUUCAACUGGCACCCGAUCCUAUUAAGCAUCAGCUUCAUUUACUUGACCGGAAGUGGAAUUCUUACGUUUCGAAUAUUACGUAAUUUACCGAAAAAUACUCUCAAGUUGAUUCACGCUUCUGUCAAAGGGGUCAAUUGUGUAUUAGCGGUAAUUGGCGUAUGGGCGGCGUUCAAUUUCCACGCUAAAGCCAAUAUUCCCGAUUUAUACACGAUGCAUAGUUGGAUCGGAAUGCUUACCUUGGUUGUGUACAUUGCGCAGGCGUUCGCUGGAUUGUAUGCGUUCCUCUAUCCGGGCAUUCAAACAAGUAGUCGAGCUACAUUGAUGCCCUACCACAGAUUCGCUGGCCAGGUUCUCUUAGCUUUGUCCAUCAUGUGUGCGGUGACUGGAAUCAACGAGAAAGCCAUAUUCAAGCUACAAAAUGCAUACGGUGAGAAGAUAUUCGAAGGUAAUUUGCUGAAUAUGUGUGGUAUUCUGUUUACUCUUUUCGGUAUCGUUGUCAUUUACAUCUCGUCUAACUUGGAUUACAAGAGAUACCCUCGGUUUGAAGACACUGUACCCGAUCGGAAUAAAUAAUUUGAGGAUGGAUAGCCCACCUAAUAACUAAACCUACCUUACGUUUAAGUUAUUUUUUAAAUAUCCCCUUUUGCACUUGUGAUAUGUACCAUUAUAUGUAUUAUUACGUAGUUUGAGAUGGAAGAAGGACCAAGAAUCCAGAUUUAAAUAAAACGUUUAUCGAAUGGGAUCUGCACACGAGUAAUUAGGUAAAUUAAAUUCGCUAAUGAGAUCCAAUUAGAUCUACAUAAAUUCAAUUAGAUCCAAUUUUAUCCAAAAAAAAUGGAACGAUGCAAACCGAUCUGCAGAUUUGGAUUCGAUUAGAUUUAAUAAAUGACGAAUUCAUAAUCUGAUCCAAUUAAAUCUUAUUAGAUUUACACCUUGAUCCCACUUGAUGAAAAUCUUUCAAAAGCCUGAAUUCAUUUAGAUUAAAAUCUGAUCCAAUCAGACUGGCGUUUUUUUUUUUUGUGAAUUGGGUGGCCUAAGCGAGCUUGUGUAGGAGAGUGAUAUCGAUAUUUUUUGUAUGAGGUACCUAUCGUAUGCAAUUUGUAAUUUUCCAUUCCCUUUGUUCUUCUUGAGGUAUUCGAAAAAAAUUCAAGUUUGACAUCGUUUGAGUAGAUUGAUGUGAAUACAAGAAAACAAAGCUUCUCGUAUUUUUUUUCUUCUUUUUUUGUUAUUGAAGAUUCAAAGCGAUAUAUUUUACAUAUUAUUAUUAUUUAAUGAUUCCUUGAGAAUAUUACUACAUAUAGAACCGUAGUGUUGAUUUUAUAUUUUAUUUCGAGUUAUUUCGUUUUUUAUGUUUUAUACCUACACCGAUUUUCGAUCAUUUUUAUUACUUUUUUUUUCUAUAUCUUUGCCUUUUUUUUUUUUUUUUUUUUUUUGAUCUUGAAUAAAUCGUUAUUUUUGUGUGUAA
Molecule: messenger RNA, 2161 nt
Organism: Planococcus citri (citrus mealybug)
Lineage: Eukaryota; Metazoa; Arthropoda; Insecta; Hemiptera; Pseudococcidae
Product: transmembrane ascorbate-dependent reductase CYB561-like
Exons: 5
Coding region: 463-1269 (268 amino acids)
Molecular function (GO): oxidoreductase activity
Source: RefSeq, a predicted model, not a curated record